This is a messenger RNA of Lineus longissimus, 2804 nucleotides long. RefSeq names its product deoxyhypusine hydroxylase-like. Gene Ontology annotation, molecular function: deoxyhypusine monooxygenase activity. NCBI's taxonomy places the organism in Eukaryota, Metazoa, Nemertea, Pilidiophora, Heteronemertea, Lineidae. The record is from RefSeq and is a predicted model, not a curated record. The coding region runs from base 139 to 1095 and encodes 318 amino acids. Gene Ontology annotation, biological process: peptidyl-hypusine biosynthetic process. The transcript is spliced from 4 exons.
AUCGUGUUUUUAUGUAUCGAAAAUAUUUGCUGAACAACAUUUUCCGAAUCCAACAUGGCUGCGCCCAUGAAAGUGUAAAAUUUCACAUUUUCUCAAAUUUUCUCUUAAAUUUGCCUUAUUUCAACCGUAAUCAGCAAAAUGUCGGCGAAUGUUAGGAACAUGGCUGUUGAGUCAAUUGGAAAGGUGCUGUUGGAUGAGAAAAGACCACUGAAAGAACGAUUUAGAGCACUUUUUACCCUGAAAAACUUGGGAGGCCAUGUUGCCAUUCAGCAAAUCGGAAGGUGUUUCUGUGAUCCGUCAGAACUACUGAAGCAUGAGUGUGCCUUUUGUCUGGGCCAGAUGCAAGACACUGCUGCAAUGCCCAUUUUAAUCAAAUUGUUGAAAGACAGAAACAAUGAAUGUAUUGUUAGACAUGAAGCAGGAGAAGCUUUGGGUGCUAUUGGAAACAAAGAUGCUCUAAACAUGUUGGAAGAAUUCAGCAGAGACCCAGUUGUAGAGGUGGCUGAAACUUGCCAGUUGGCAGUUGGGAGAAUCAGAUGGCUCCACAGUCGAGACAGGUUCAAUGAGGUAUUGCCUGAUAAUCCCUACAUGUCGGUUGACCCAGCACCACCAUGCGAAGAAAGGGACGUGGACAGAUUGAAGAAAACUCUGCUUAAUGAAAACCUGUUCAUAUUCGAGAGAUACAGAGCUUUGUUUUCUCUGAGGAACCAAGGUGGAAAGGAUGCUGUUAGAGCUCUAGCUGAAGGUCUGAACUGCAAGAGCGCAUUGUUUCGACAUGAGAUUGCGUACGUCUUGGGACAGAUGCAGGACCCCAUCGCAGUCCCGUUCCUUACUGAAAAUCUUUCGAAGCUGACGGAGCACCCGAUGGUACGACACGAAUGUGCGGAAGCCAUUGGAGGUAUCGGUACGAAAGAAGGCUUGGAGACGCUGCAGAAAUUUCUGAACGACGAGCAGAGGGUGGUACGAGAAAGUUGCGAAGUCGCACUCGAUAUGUCCGAGUACCAGUUAAGUGACGAGUUUCAAUACGCUGACGGACUUUGCAAAUAUACGGCGGAGGAGGACAAGCUUUUGGCAUCGAACCUGAACUCAUUAUAACAUUGGUCAGAUUUGUUCCCGAUAUGGACAUGGUAGUACACCACACCCCGAUCAACCAAGUUGUCUAACAUGUGCUUCUGUGAUCUGUCUUAAAGUGUAGAAAAGUGGCUUGCUGACUUUUUGUUUUCAUGUUUAGCCAUUUAAUCUCGUAAUGUGUUGGUUUGGGUCGUGAGACCCGGUUUAAAAAUCGCACUAGUGUUGCAUAUACAGAAUUAGUCCAUGCUGCGGUGUGUUUUCCAUGGGCAUGAUGGGGGCCCACAACACUUGUAUAUAGUGUAAGCAGAAGCGACAUUGUCUGGAUAAUUAUCCUCGGACAGAGUGACACUAAUCUUUAUUGGAAAGCCUCUGAAUCCUAUCCUCCAGUCAUGUUGCUUUUGUAUAUUUGACAACUUCAGAAUAUUACACUGCAUUUAUAUAGUUAACCAAUUGUACCAAAUCCCCCACCCCGUUUUUAGCUCAUCUCUGUUGAGUCUGUAUGAUAGUGCACAGUGUCUGUCAUUGGUUAGCACAGCAAAUUGUGUACAUCAGGGGUAUUGACGUUGUCCUGAAAUUUUGAUGUUAUCUUACUAACCGCUUGGUUACUCGGGCUGUCUUAUCUUCAUAACACAAUCAUGUUUACUCAUUAUUUAAGCAUUACCAUAUCUUGUGACACCCUGUAUGCUAGUGUACAUUGUACAGUGCGACUUGCUUCUAAUAUAUGUCCUGUCACCGUCCUGUGUCUUUUAGCUGUGACGGCUGACUUCUUGUUCUGAUUCACUAUAACUGUUUUGUAGAAAUCUCUUGGUUCGUAGGCAGUUGAGCCUGGUUGCUCAAAAGGCAACAUCAUAAUUUUUAUCAUCAAGGCAGGUUAUUGUCGUGAUGGACUUCUGGACGUCAUCUAUAAAUAAUUAUUGCUGGCCUUGAAUGGUUUGCAGGCCAACCAUUGUCUUUGUUUUCUUCCUCUCUGUUUUGAUUCUUUUUGUUUCUUAGUUUAUAAACUUGGCUGCUUUCGUCAUGGGUUCGUAAGAAAAGCAAUUUCAUUCAAGUUCUGUCAUUAGAUUAUUAAAGCUGAACUGUCACCCAUGCACCUACCUAAAUAUUCUAAUGGUUUUGGACAGGUGAGGGGCUUAGAGCCAGAGUGGGCUAACCCACAUUUGAUAAUUUUUGAGAAAUUGAUGUGAAAGUUUGUUGAUUUAUUACCAAAUGCCCAACUGGGUUAGACCUUCCUGUCGUGUUUAAAGGUAUCCAGACCUGUUGCAUAUCGGGUAUAACCCAUCAUUUGCCAAAUGAGGGUUAGCCCACUCUGGCUGUAAGCACUUCAAGUGCAUUUUUGAACCUUUGUAAUUGAAAUCCUGUAUCUAAUCAGUGACUUUUGAGUCUCCACAUAUUUAUGCGCAUUGGGGCUUCUCUUAUUUAUGAAUCUAUGCAUUUACAGCAUGGAGCAGUGUAUACUGCUCUUAGUAGCAAAUUUCAGUGCAACUUGAAGUGUAACCGUACUAGAUAUCAUCAGGUGUGUUGACAAAAAGGAAAAUUUUAUUGAGAGAUUAGCCUCAACUUGAAUAUUAUGAGCUCCAUAAACAAUAUUGUAGGAGGAAACCAGAGACCCCGGCUGUAUAAUAGAUGACUUUUCAGCUCUAACAAACUAUCAGCAAUAACCACAUUAUUAUUGUACUAUAUCUGUAGAUGUGUCAGCAGUGUAAAUGGCUCUUAUUGUAAUAAAUAUUGAAUUA